Messenger RNA from Suillus bovinus, 1186 nucleotides. RefSeq lists its product as uncharacterized. The coding region runs from base 327 to 1142 and encodes 271 amino acids. NCBI's taxonomy places the organism in Eukaryota, Fungi, Basidiomycota, Agaricomycetes, Boletales, Suillaceae. Gene Ontology annotation, biological process: import into nucleus. The transcript has 5 exons. Gene Ontology annotation, cellular component: cytoplasm. The record is from RefSeq and is a predicted model, not a curated record.
GAAACACAAAUAAUAGCCUUUACGUAGUUAGGUUUCCAGCAGGAGGGGAACGAACACCAUCAGUUUGUAAAUGGGACUCCGUAUUAGUGAAUGGUCAGAUGUGUCGACAUCGUGGGCGAGAUACCUGACAGUCGGUGAAGAUCCUAUACUGAAGAAACUACGUCCCGCACUGCGUCUACAGGGUAGACUCGUGACCAGUCUACGAGUCUAUCUACAGGGCCGGUGACCCAGAUCACGCAUUAUCCUCAGGCUUCUGAAAAGCACAUCCAGCAUGUACGUCAGACGCGUCACUACUACCUGUGCAAGGUGACAUAUUUUGUGAUGUUAUGUGGUGUUUGGCAGGGUGCCGAACACCCACGUAUAGUGGGUUCGAGCUCAACUUAAGUAUCCACCUCCGAAAAAAUUGGCCACUACACACCAUGUCGACAGCUCUCAUUCUAGGCGCAACAGGCGCAGUAGGAAAAAAUCUCCUCCGUGAGCUUCUCGCAAGCGAUCAAUGGUCCAAGGUUGGCGAAUAUGGGAGACGAGUAACCCCCGAAGCCGACCUUCCCCAGAAUAGGGGUAAAUUGGAGCAGAAAACACUCGACUUUGAGAACUUGCAAGAAGCAGGGCUGAAGGACGGACGAUGGGAUGUGGUGUUCGUUACCCUUGGGACGACUCGCGCGAAUGCAGGGAGCGCAGACAUGUUUGAGAAAAUUGACAGAGAGUACGUGGUGAACGCCUGCAAGGCUGCAAAGACUGAUGAUCCGGAACACAAACAACGUGUUGUGUAUCUGUCAUCUGGUGGUGCUAACCCGUCCUCUUCGUUCCUAUAUAUGAGAUCAAAAGGUCUCACAGAACUGGGCAUAGCACGCCUUGGGUAUGCGGACACCAUCGUUUUCCGCCCCGGUUUUCUCAAAGGAGCUCAACGUGCUCAUAUAAGGCUCGCAGAGACCAUAGCUGGCUACGUGACUGGCAUUGCAUCGCAUUUUACGUCCAACGCGGAGAUUCACGUCUCCGUUCUCGCCAAAGCCAUUGUGAAAGCAGGCGCUCUAGGUUCAACCAACCUACCGCCCGCUGCGGGUGCCACUAAAGCAGGACAGGAAGAUGCAUGGUUUACUUUAAUAGAAAACAAAGGCGCACUUGCUCUUGGGCAGGAGUGAUUCUUCAUUGCGGCGAUUCAGAUCCUUUUGGUUUCAGUACUAGU